AUGCCUCUCCGUGAGCUGCAAUACCCGACCGAGCCCUACAGCAAGGUUAACCGCCACAAGGAGCGAGCGGAUUACUCCCUCGAGACCAUCCAUCAGAUCGUGAACUCAUGUCCCAUCCUACAUGUCUCCUUUCAGACGCCCGACAGCCCCUUUCCGGCCGUCCUGCCUAUGAUCGGCAAGAUGGGCUCGUUCUCGCGGCCCAGUGCGGACCUGGGUGAAGUGCUGGAUCUUUACCUUCACGGGUGA
This is a messenger RNA of Thermothelomyces thermophilus ATCC 42464, 246 nucleotides long. RefSeq lists its product as uncharacterized. The record is from RefSeq and is a predicted model, not a curated record. The transcript is spliced from 2 exons. NCBI's taxonomy places the organism in Eukaryota, Fungi, Ascomycota, Sordariomycetes, Sordariales, Chaetomiaceae. The coding region runs from base 1 to 246 and encodes 81 amino acids.